This is a messenger RNA of Cryptosporidium ubiquitum, 2373 nucleotides long. RefSeq names its product calcineurin like phosphatase. The record is from RefSeq and is a predicted model, not a curated record. Gene Ontology annotation, molecular function: protein serine/threonine phosphatase activity; calcium ion binding. NCBI's taxonomy places the organism in Eukaryota, Apicomplexa, Conoidasida, Eucoccidiorida, Cryptosporidiidae. The transcript has a single exon. Gene Ontology annotation, cellular component: cytoplasm; nucleus. The coding region runs from base 1 to 2373 and encodes 790 amino acids.
AUGGAUUCCUCUUCAAUUUACGGACCUAAAAAUAUAAACAAUAAAUUAGUAAAUAACGAUUUCCGACCAAGUACUGAGGAUGUUGAAAGAAUUUCUUCGAAAGUUAUUCGCCCAGAACAGUGGUCACCGUGGAAAAGCUUUGGUAAGCUUAUGGAUGAAGCAAUUCUAGAAAUGGGUUGGCAAGAAAGAUACUCAAUAUUACGUGAUGUUGUUUCUGAGUACGGAAAGGAAAAAAACGGGUAUUUAACAUUGAAUGAGUUUUUGAAUAUAUUAAUUGAUAAUCCCAUCACAGACGAGCAAUAUAGAAGUAUAUUUUAUAAUCUUAUGGAUCGAAACCAAGAUGGUCUUGUAAGCGAAGUUGAAUUUACAUCUGGAAUGUUAAGUUUAAGUCCUCUGGCAAAAAAUGAUCCCAAAACUAGUAUUGGACAGCUUAGAUUACAAUUUAUAUUCCUUUAUUAUGAUACAGAUAGAAAUGGGCUUUUAAACUUAAAUGAACUAAAGAGAAUGAUUAUUCACAUCUCCUCCAUCCGUUCACUAGCUAGAAAAACAAUGUCUAUGAGUGAAUCGAAGGCAAGAGAAUAUGCCAUUCAUUUAAUUGCUCAUUAUGAUGGGGUGUUUGGGUUUAAUGCAUUUUACAAUUCGGUAAAAAACAACAUUUUAAAAGGAACAGGUUGGCUUUUGCGAACUCACCUAGACUUGGUAGACUUUAUAAACGGCAAUAUUAACGGUGAAUAUGAUUCAUUUAAUGAUCACAACAAGUAUCAUUCAUUUACAUCAGAUUUUUCUUUGAAAAACUGUCUCCAAAAUACCUUAAGCCCUAAUUUGAAUAAACAACUCUACUCUAAAGAGUCAGGUGGAAUAAAAUUGGUCUCUAAAUUUCUAGGGCAAACUAAUACAAAUAGUGGGCUUAGUCAAGUUUUAUUCAACGCUGAUAAAAACCAAAAAGAAAUAAAACUGAAUUCUAUGGGUAUUUUGGAUUUAUUUCCCUAUAAUUUUCAAAAUCAAGCACUUCAUUCUUUGGAACAACGAGUAAUAGAGUAUUAUAUGAAUAUUUUAACAAACUUUGAAAAUAAUUCUGAUAUCGAAGAAAAAAUGUACAUAAACAACGUAUUAAGUUAUUCCGAAAUAAUGGAUUUGUGCGAUCGACUCGUACAAAUUAUAAGGAAUGAGAAUAGUUUAGUUAGAAUAAAAGCAAAUAAUUCGGUCAGAAUUUUUGGAGGUAUUCAUGGACAGUUAAUUGAUCUAUUGUAUUUUUUUGAACAUUUCUCAUGGCCUCACUUUCAUAGGGGAGAUAUAUUAUCGAUGAAAUAUGUAUUUUUGGGGGACUAUGUAGAUGGAGGAAAGUUUUCGUUAGAGGUAAUAUCUAUAUUAUUUUCUUUAAAAAUCAUGUUUCCUGAUAAAAUAUUUUUGUUGAGAGGCAACCAUGAAGAUUCAUCAAUUAAUUCUACGUUUGGCUUUCACUUGGAAUGUAAACAAAAGUUUGGAGUAAAUGGGGAAGCAGUUUGGGAAAGGAUUAAUGAUGCUUUCGAGUUUUUGUCCAUUUCUGCACUUAUUGACCAUCAAGUAUUAUGCUUGCACUCAGGUAUCGGUAAAAGUAUCAAAAAUAUUGAACACAUUUCUGAUGUUCCCAAACCAAUCCAUGUAAAAUCAGAAGAGUUAUUAAAUAAAAAUAACUAUUGCAAUAGAUUAUCCGUGAGUGACAGACGUGUAUUUGACUGCCUUUGGUCAGGAAUCAUUGAAAAAAGCAAUUUUGACGACUCUCAUAAUCAUUUAAAUGAAGCUGAUGUAAGAAAUACGAGAGAUGCCGAUAUUUUUGAACAAAAUACUUGCUGUUUCGAUUCUUAUGAUAUUGAAGAUUUUAUGAAUAAGAACUCAAUUAAGCUUAUUAUAAGAACAAACGAUUAUUGUAAAGGGGGGUAUGGUUACAAUGCAAAUGGUAGAGUUGUUUCCUUAACUUCCGCAACAAACUUUUGCAACAAUUCCUGCAAUGACGCUGCUGUAUUGGUUAUAACACGAGGGGUUGAUAACGAGUUAAUCCAAUAUAAUCAAAUAAUCAAAUAUGAAAGUAUAGAUAAUUCCUUUGCAUGGUUUGAUCAGAUUCAUCCUAAUCUAAUCCAGAACAACUAUAAUAAUGAAUUUAACAUCAAGUUCGAAACUUCAUCUGGUGAAAAUCAUCAGUUUAGAAAAGUACAUAGUAGAAAAAAUUCUUUGUUAAAUUCAGUAGCAGGGAAAACUCCGAAUAGUAACAAUACAUUUAAUUAUUCAUUAAGUCCAAAAAGCAGCACUAGGCUUGUGAAUACAGACGAGAAACCAAUUACUCCUUCGAAAAUAAAAAAUCUUUAUGGUAGGCCAGUUAACCUAACCGCAUUUUAG